Molecule: messenger RNA, 1339 nt
Organism: Vanessa tameamea
Lineage: Eukaryota; Metazoa; Arthropoda; Insecta; Lepidoptera; Nymphalidae
Product: phospholipase A1
Exons: 8
Coding region: 411-1229 (272 amino acids)
Biological process (GO): lipid catabolic process
Molecular function (GO): lipase activity
Source: RefSeq, a predicted model, not a curated record
CAGUCGUACACCGCGUAGACGUUUACGGCAUUUAACACCAUCGGAAGAAAAUGAAUCUAAUUGUUACAAAUUGUUUCCGUCAAAAAUUAAACAUGAAACAUUUAUAGCAUUUAAAAUUAGUCUUAAUUAAAAACUUGUAUGAAAUAGUGUAAUAUAAUGAAAAUUUGUGUUGUAUGAAUAAUGAAAAUUUGUGUUGUAUGAAUAAUGAAAAUUUGUGCGUUAACAAUGGCAUUUAAGUUUGUAACUGUUGUUAAGCUAAUAAUUUUUACAUUCGUUUUUGUAGAUUCCGUCCCCGAAACUGAUAGCAAUUUAAUGCCAAUGCUGGACUUUCGAUAUUGGACGUGCGUUAUGAAACGAGAAUGGACGUGCCCCGACAGUGAAAUCAAUUUUUAUUUAUUCACGCCUGUUCCAUGGGCAGGGAACGACCAUACAUGCAAUGGAUUGAUGUCCGACGAAAAAACAAGUUGCCUUCCUAUGGAUGGAAGCUUUCAAGAAAAAAUGUACUCAUCAUCCACGGCUUCAAUGGAACACAUUCGAAAACACCCAUGACGUUCCUUCGAGAUGCAUAUUUAUCUCGCAAAGAUUACAACGUGUUUAUGGUGGACUGGUCUGCUCUCACAAGAUUUCCUUGUUACUUGUCUGCGCUCUCUAAUACGAAGUUAGCAGCACAAUGCACAGCUCAACUUUAUUCCUAUUUAACGCAAGCUGGAGCCUUAGCUAAGAAGAUCACGUGCGUGGGACACUCGUUAGGUGCACAUGUUUGUGGAAUGAUUUCGAAUCAUCUAACAGAGAAACAGUACAAAAUUAUCGGUUUAGACCCAGCGCGCCCUCUAGUGUCUAAUUACGGAUCGAGAUUAUUCCGCCUCGGCAGAGACGACGCAUAUGUUGUACAAGUGAUACAUACAAAUGCUGGUUUUCUUGGCGAAAGUGGUCAAGUGGGACACGCUGACUUCUGUGUCAACGGCGGGAGACUACAGCCUGGUUGCAAAGGACACUUUAUGAGAAUUGCGCGAUGCAGCCAUUUUAUGAGUUCCUGUUAUUUUGCUGCCAGCGUGCGUCGGCGCAUACGUAUGGUGGGUGUGCCAUGCGACUCGACAUGCCCAAAACAAGAGCGAUGGGGUUUGCGCACUGAUCGCAAGUUAGUGAGGAUUGGAGACGAUAUACCCGACUCAUCGCGUGGAAUGUACUGCGUACAGCUGGACCAUGAUGAAAGUUGUCCAUUUGAUUGAUAUCUGCAAGUUGUUGUAUCGGAUUCAUUUUGAUAAAUACAUAUGAAGUAAUGUACAAAGCUGUAAUAAUAAGAAUGAUGUAAAAAAUAAAAGAACAAAUUUUAAUAACU